UUUUGGGGAAGACACUUGAGGCCCAGAGCCCAGAGGAGCCUGAUAUAUAAUUUUGCACAAUUAAAUCUGAAAUAGGUAUAGGGGGGUAUUUCUUAAUCUGUAGUUAGAGAUGCACUGCUUCAGCUCUGAGAGAAGCAUCCUGCACUCCUGUCUCCCCACUUCCCUUUGUCUCUCGCAGGUGAAAGAAGGAUGCUGGCAAGACCUCCUCCUGCAUCUCUUCAUCCUGGUGGAGGGGAAGCAGCGGCUGAGGAACCGGAUCAGGGUCCAGUUUCUUUUGAAGAUGUCACUGUUUGUUUCACGGCUGAGGAGUGGGCGUUGCUGGAUCCUGCCCAGAGAGCUCUGCAUAAGGAGGUUACAGAGGAGAAUCGUGGUAUCCUGGCCUCUCUCAGUGGUGAUGAAUUAGAAAUUAAGAACCAGCGAAUCCAUGACAAAAUCCACACAGUGGAGAACCCCUAUCAAUAUGUGGAGUGUGGAGAGAGCUCUCAUUCCUUAUCCCAUCCAAGAAUUCCCACUGGGAAGAAAAAGCAUCAGUGCUUGGAAUGUGGGAAGAGCUUUAGUCGCAGCUCUUAUCUCACGGUCCAUCAAAGAUUUCAUAAAGGAGAGAAACCUUAUCAGUGCUUGGAAUGUGGGAAGAGCUUCAGUACAAAGGCCAAUGUCACUUCCCAUCAAAGAAUUCAUACAAGGGAGAAACCCUACCAGUGCCUGCACUGUGGGAAGAGCUUCAAUCGGAAUAUUGAUCUCACUUCCCAUCAAAGAAUUCAUACAGGGGAGAAACCAUAUCAGUGUUUGGAAUGUGGAAAGCGCUUCAGUCAGAGGUCCCAUCUCACUACUCAUCAAAUAAUUCAUACAGGGGAGAAACCGUUUCAGUGCUUGGAAUGCGGGAAGAGCUUCAGUUCGAAGGCCUAUGUCACUUCCCAUCAAAAAAUCCAUACAAAGCAGAAACCCUAUCAGUGUUUGGAAUGUGGAAAGAGCUUCGAUCGGAAUAUUGAUCUCACUUCCCAUCAAAGAAUUCAUACAGGGGAGAAACCAUAUCAGUGUUUGGAAUGUGGAGAGAGCUUCAGUUGGAAGAUAUAUUUGUCUUACCAUCAAAGAAUUCAUAGAGGGAAGAAACCCUAAUAGUGCUUGGAAUGUGGAAAGAUCUUCACCCACAAGAAAAGUCUCACUUCCCACCAAAUAAUUCAUGCAGCGCAGAAA
This is a messenger RNA of Podarcis raffonei (Aeolian wall lizard), 1194 nucleotides long. Its product is annotated as gastrula zinc finger protein XlCGF7.1-like. Gene Ontology annotation, biological process: regulation of transcription by RNA polymerase II. The record is from RefSeq and is a predicted model, not a curated record. Gene Ontology annotation, molecular function: DNA-binding transcription factor activity; RNA polymerase II cis-regulatory region sequence-specific DNA binding. Bases 190 to 1116 code for a protein of 308 amino acids. NCBI's taxonomy places the organism in Eukaryota, Metazoa, Chordata, Lepidosauria, Squamata, Lacertidae. The transcript is spliced from 3 exons.